AUGUCUCGUCUUAGUCGUGGGUGCUUGAAAUGCCGCCAACGACGAGUCAAAUGCGACGAAGGACGUCCCGCUUGUCGGCGUUGCGUAAACCGCAAUGAGGCAUGCGAAAGAUAUCGCGAUGAAGCAAGCAUAAUAUCUCGUCACGAGACAAAAAAGGUCGUCGAGCAUGUUAAUGCUAUAACAAUAUUGUCCGCUACGAUAACCCCGCGGAGUUCAAGAUGGAGGAGCCGAUCUACCGCGACGGGUCAUAUCGGAGCAAAUUGUCUACAACAUUUAGCGAUUCUUCUAAGCUCACGAUGGAAGAAGCUGUUGGAUUGA
This is a messenger RNA of Daldinia childiae, 318 nucleotides long. RefSeq lists its product as uncharacterized. Gene Ontology annotation, biological process: regulation of DNA-templated transcription. The record is from RefSeq and is a predicted model, not a curated record. Lineage: Eukaryota; Fungi; Ascomycota; Sordariomycetes; Xylariales; Hypoxylaceae. The transcript has a single exon. Gene Ontology annotation, molecular function: DNA-binding transcription factor activity, RNA polymerase II-specific; zinc ion binding. The coding region runs from base 1 to 318 and encodes 105 amino acids.